This is a messenger RNA of Linum trigynum, 1589 nucleotides long. The record is from the annotation of a GenBank genome assembly. NCBI's taxonomy places the organism in Eukaryota, Viridiplantae, Streptophyta, Magnoliopsida, Malpighiales, Linaceae.
AGAAAGAAAACUUCAUCUCACGACGACGGGAGAUACGCACAGAUAACUCCGCAAAUUCGAACCCAACGCCGCUUCCUCAGCACAAAAAGGGCAUUCUUUUGCUGUUUCUGCCGCCUGGGUUCUCACCACAAAUUCCCAACUCUCUCUCUUUCUCUCAAUCGCCGCAUUUUUUCAUCUUGGAGUUCCCGAUGACUGCGGCUUCAGAGUCGACGGCGUUGCUGAACGAUUCUUACCAGCGGCUCCCGCCGGUGUACCUCGCGCUGCUCUCUAUCUGGGUUGUCUCCGCCUGCUCUUGGACUCUCAACACUUACAGAAACCGCCACUCUCAGAGGAAUAACUUGCAGUGGACAUUGGCAUCUGUCCCUUUGAUCAAAUCUCUCCAAUUGGGCCUUUCAUUCCUCUUCUGGUAUUCGUGCUUUUAUUCUCAGAUAUGCUCGCUAUGGAUGUCGUUCGGGGUGUACAUAACCGGAGUGCUUUUCCAGACCGCUUCUUUCGUGUCAUUCCUGCUAAUCUCUCACGGUUACUGCAUCAUGUGUGAGCGCCUCUCGGUAACUGAAAGGCGCACCACAGCUGCACUUGCUUGUGUCUUCUACAUGACUCUCGUCGGUUACAGAGCUUCUGUGCCCUACUUCACAAUUUUACUUCUGCUGAACUACGUGGUCUCAUUCUAUCUGAUCUUCUACCUCAUAUCGCAAAAUUUGUUGUUACUACAAGAACAAUUGAGUUUUAUUGAGGAUGAGGAUGUGCAAGGAAUGCAUGAUGCAGUUUAUAUGAAGUUUCUCAUGUUCAAGAAGUUCCGGAGUGCAAUGCAGAUAGUGGCAGUUGUAGAAGCCAUGAUCUUCAUCAACGUGGACAAUUCACCAGAUCAUUACUGGCUGCGUCUCUUAGUUAGAGAGUGGGCACAGUUCUGCAUCUUUUCGUUCAUAGGAUGGACUUUCAGAUCUCAAGACUUGGUACCACGUUUCUCUGUGAUGCCGGCUGUAAAAACAAAAGGAGAAAGAAUGGUGCCUCCCAUUUACAGUAUCGAAAUGGACGCUGCAACUUUCAAGGAGUUUAGUUCUCGCGAAUGGCACAUCGGUGUGCCAACAUCUCAGUCUUGUGGUAAGAAAAAGAGCCAGAUGGACUCGAUCGUGGUAGUAAUCCAACAUCCACAUCUGCACCGGGGGAUACCUGUCACACCAUCGCGGUCGAACCCAGUACUUGUAUAGAGAUUUGUAGGCCAUUUCUUCAUGUUUUUGCUCCGAGAGCGAUAGCAGGGGCAGGGCAUCGAUGGCGCGCAGGAAGAAUGCAGUUAGCAAGGCAGCAGCUUGAGGAAGGCGCAGCAUUGCGAAAGUCCAGAUCUUUUUUGGUGCCUAACGCCCAACCAUAUUUGGUACUUUUUAUUUUGAUCUUGAUCCUAGUUUCUUCAUCAUCAUCUUUGUCAUAGAAAAGAGAAGAAAAAAAAAGCAGAUGGGUGCUCAGUUCAGUUGGGUACUUGAAGGAAAAGAAAAUUGUAUUUAUUAGAGCAGGCGAAAGAGUAGAGGAUAAGUUUCUAACAGUUGUAUAUUCUUCUUUCAAUAAUCUUUCUUCAGUAAAUUUUUUGUCUUGAA